Molecule: messenger RNA, 3845 nt
Organism: Salvia splendens (bonfire salvia)
Lineage: Eukaryota; Viridiplantae; Streptophyta; Magnoliopsida; Lamiales; Lamiaceae
Product: vesicle-fusing ATPase
Exons: 23
Coding region: 106-2313 (735 amino acids)
Biological process (GO): Golgi to plasma membrane protein transport; intra-Golgi vesicle-mediated transport; SNARE complex disassembly
Cellular component (GO): Golgi stack
Molecular function (GO): ATP hydrolysis activity; ATP binding
Source: RefSeq, a predicted model, not a curated record
AAGAAAGAUUGAAAAUCAUAAAACUGAAAAAGAGGGAAGAACAAUAAUCUUACUAAAUCUUAAACAUUUCAAAGGAUCUCAUUUUAUUAUUAGCGAAUCGGAACAAUGGGGCGCUCGCCGACGAUGAUUGUCACGAAUACCCCGGCGAAAGACCUCGCCUACACCAAUUUCGCCUUCUGCUCCCCCGGCGAUCUCCGGGAUUUCGUUGUACCUGGAUCCGGGAACGCCUACGCUUUGAUCGGCGAUGUGUUUGUUCUUUCUGUUUCUGGACAUGAUGGCAUUCCUGCGGGACACAUUGGUUUAAAUGCCAUUCAACGCCGUCACGCAAAAGUCUCCACUGGGGAUUCAACGUCUGUCACCCGAUUCACUCCUCCUGAAGAUUUCAAGAUAGCAAUGCUGACCCUUGAGUUAGAGUUUGUGAAGAAGGGGGCAAGAGAUGAACAGGUGGAUGCUGUUCUAUUAUCCAAGCAGAUCCAAAACAAAUUCAUGAACCAGGUUAUGACAACUGGGCAAAGGGUAACAUUUGAGUAUCAUGGUAAUGGAUAUAUCUUCACUGUCAACCAAGCUACUCUUGAGGGGAAAGAAAAAUCUCAUGGUAUGGAGAGGGGGAUGAUAUCACCUGAGACAUUCAUUAUAUAUGAAGCAUCAAAUUCAAGUGGAAUAAAGAUUGUCAACCAGAGGGAAGGUGCUAACAGCAACAUCUUCAGGCACAAAGAGUUCAAUCUCCAGUCAUUUGGUAUAGGUGGUUUGAGUGCUGAGUUUGCUGAUAUAUUCCGAAGAGCUUUUGCCUCAAGGGUCUUUCCUUCACAUGUAACUUCUAAACUUGGCAUCAAGCAUGUUAAGGGAAUGUUGCUUUAUGGACCUCCUGGUACUGGGAAGACUUUAAUGGCUCGACAGAUUGGAAAAAUGUUGAAUGGGAAAGAACCCAAGAUUGUGAAUGGUCCUGAAGUGUUGAGCAAAUUUGUUGGUGAAACUGAGAAGAAUGUCAGAGAUCUAUUUGCGGAUGCUGAGCAAGACCAAAGAACCAAAGGUGAUCAAAGUGAGUUGCAUAUCAUCAUCUUUGAUGAGAUUGAUGCGAUUUGUAAGUCUAGAGGCUCAACUAGAGAUGGGACUGGCGUGCACGAUAGUAUUGUGAACCAACUUCUCACUAAGAUUGAUGGUGUGGAAUCUCUGAAUAAUGUCUUGCUCAUUGGAAUGACAAACAGGAAAGAUUUGCUUGAUGAAGCUCUUAUGAGGCCUGGACGUUUGGAAGUCCAAGUGGAAAUCAGUCUUCCUGAUGAAAAUGGUCGGUUACAGAUUCUUCAAAUUCACACAAGCAAGAUGAAAGAAAGCUCUUUUAUUGCUCCAGAUGUGAACUUGGAAGAGCUUGCUGCUCGGACUAAGAAUUACAGUGGAGCGGAGCUGGAAGGUGUAGUAAAGAGUGCAGUCUCAUAUGCUUUGAAUAGGCAACUAAAUAUGGAGGACCUUACUAAACCUGUUGAUGAAGAAAAUAUAAAAGUUACCAUGGAAGAUUUUCUGAAUGCUGUUCAAGAAGUGGUUCCAGCAUUUGGAGCUUCAACAGAUGACCUUGAACGUAGCAGACUAAAUGGCAUUGUGGAAUGUGGGACAAGGCAUGAACAUAUAUACCGAAGAACUAUGCUUUUAGCCGAACAAGUUAAAGUUAGUGAAGGAAGUCCACUUGUUACUUGCCUUCUAGAAGGCCCAAGUGGCAGUGGUAAGACUGCAAUGGCAGCAACAGUUGGUAUUGAAAGCGACUUCCCUUAUGUGAAGAUUAUAUCUGCUGAAACAAUGAUUGGACUCAGUGAGGCUACAAAAUGUGCUCAAAUUGUUAAGGUAUUUGAAGAUGCUUAUAGAUCGCCACUAAGCAUAAUUAUCCUUGAUGACAUUGAAAGGUUAUUGGAGUAUGUUGCAAUUGGCCCUCGCUUUUCGAAUUUAAUCUCUCAAACAUUAUUGGUGCUUCUGAAGCGGCUACCCCCAAAGGGAAAGAAAGUUCUUGUCAUUGGGACUACAAGUGAAGUUCAUUUUCUAGAAUCAGUUGGUAUUCGAGAUUCAUUCUCAGUGACCUACAAUGUUCCAACACUGAAGACAGAAGAUGCCAAAAAGGUGUUACAACAGCUUAAUGUUUUCUCUAGUGAUGAUGUUGAGUCUGCUGCAGAGGCACUGAAUGAUAUGCCCCUGAAAAAGCUGUACAUGGUUGUGGAAAUGGCUGCUCAGGGAGAACAUGGUGGAAGUGCAGAAGCUAUUUAUUCUGGGAAAGAAAAGAUCAAUAUUUCGCACUUCUACGAUUGCCUUCAGGAUAUGGUGCGAUAUUAGUUUAACACUGCUAUCUGCACCAAGUAAUACUGCAGUUCCGAUUUAUUUUUGUUUCCCCUGUAUGUUUCUUUCAUCUAUUUUGAGGUUUUUGCACGCCUUCACCCUAUUAUUUAGAAUCACGCCUGUAGUCACUCACGGUUCGAACCUUUCGCUAAAAACCCAUUUGACCCUAACCAAUAAAAUAGCAAAUAAAUAGAAUCUUGAAAUUCUGUAUUUCAAUCAUCAGAUUCGCAAUUCCAUUCAGAUUUAAAAGAUGGCAAGAAGAUAAAAGUAGUUGCGUGCCUUACUACAAUUUUGAAAGAAUAUACUAGCUUUUUCAAAUCCCAAUAAUCUGUGUUAGUGAUUAUCUAUAAUGUGUGUAUUGUUUAUAUUCUACUAUAAUUUACAUUAAAGUAUUAUUAAUCCGUUACCACAACCAAUACACUACACUGCUACAUACAAUCAUAGGAUAUACACAAAGUAAUCUCACAUUAUUAGUAUUCUCUCACCUUAAUUUACAUACUAAGAAGUAAGAAGUAUGUAAACUAACCCUAUGAUAAGCUGGGAUUAAAGUUUCUAUGCUCAUUUAAUAACUAAAAUGAAAUGAAAUACAUCAACCAAAAAUGGUGCAUGCUCCUAUACAGAGUUGUCCUAAGGAAAUUCCAAAAAUUGUUAGAUUCCUCCAUCAACAAAACCCAAGGAAAAAGUUUAUUCAUGAAAAUGGAAAAGCAUCGAAAUAAAUCUUGAAGAAAGUAUCUCCUCCAAUCUUAGGAAGAAACAAAGUGGCAUAAGAGAAAUGAGCUCAUCAAGAGAUCAAAAAGAGGAAACAUGACAAAAUAGAGAGUGGGAUCAGCCAUAGGCCACUCUCCCAAAAAUUUCAUAUGAAAGCCUAUUAAGAAAAUAUGGAAGGGGAGGCAACGAUUUGGAGAAUCCAGCUCCCAAGGAUCAGCCCUCACUAGCCAAGGACUCGGCUAUAAAUACCACCCUCUUCCUCCCACUUUUCGACUCCCAAAGGUUCAAGGAGCAGCAAGGGAGGAAGGAGAGGCAGCGAGAUAGGAGCUGCCCCGCAACCGAAAGGAAUCACCGAGUAAGAGCGCGUGAGGGCUAUGAGCCAUCCAAGAGGGUUGGCCGGCUAUGGUUUCGGCGGAAGGUGGCCACCUUCCCGGCACAAUGGAAUGAUGAAUGAUGAAUGAUGAAUGGUGAAUGAUGAAUGGUGAAUGAUGAAUGAUGACAGAACCUAGUCUGCGCAGAUGAACUUUUAGCUCACAAAAGAAUUUAAUCAAGCAAUGGGGUGGAGGCGUGCUGAUCAGAGUCGAUGCUACUUAAGUAAAUAAGUGUGGAUCUUUCGACGCUUCGUGUCUUCAUACGCGAAGUCGUUUUCUGGACUUUUUUCCACUGCAGUUUGUUAAGAGAGAAUAGUGAACUCUCAUCAUCUUAACUCUGAUGCAUUUUGAUGGAAUGCUAUUGUCAUUUAAAUCCUUGUAUUUGAAUACUUGGAUCCUAUCUCAUGAUAUUGUUUAAAUUUUCAAUAUACAAGUUCUAUUCCCAUUUCU